Ylistrum balloti is the source of this 3399-nucleotide messenger RNA. Its product is annotated as tyramine receptor 1-like. The transcript has a single exon. NCBI's taxonomy places the organism in Eukaryota, Metazoa, Mollusca, Bivalvia, Pectinida, Pectinidae. Gene Ontology annotation, cellular component: membrane. Bases 170 to 1495 code for a protein of 441 amino acids. Gene Ontology annotation, biological process: neuropeptide signaling pathway. Gene Ontology annotation, molecular function: G protein-coupled peptide receptor activity. The record is from RefSeq and is a predicted model, not a curated record.
CUCCAGCGGAAGAUCGGCCAGGGAACUCCCUAGUUUACAGAGAAAGCUAAGACGAACACGGGCUUCUACUAUCAUUGUUAUAAAUAAACUUGGAUGCUGACAUAAUGCAUAUAAACAGAAUAGCGUGAAAACUCUCCUCACAGUGGUUCCAAAAACAACAAGUAACAAGAUGGCGAUGGUUACAAGUGAAACAGGAGCGAACAGUACGGAAGUCACAAGAAUGGUAACUGACGUCACGACGCGUAGGGCAACUGAUUUCACGAAUACGUCAUUCAUGACGCUGCAACAACUGAACGACGCGGAGUUUUACCGUCGCCUGGCACCGGUUAUUUAUCUCGUGAUUCUCAUGGUCAUCGGUAUCCCUGGUAACCUCCUUGUGCUUGCUGUUUACUUUCGAUCCUUCUCCGGAUCUACUCACAGGACAUUCAUCUUAAGCCUGGCCGCUGUGGACUUGGUUAUCUGUCUGGUGUCACUGCCAUUUGAAAUUCUCGAAAUGAGAUUCCAGUACACAUUUUACAACGUGAUCGCGUGCAAAAUAUUCAGAGCAAACAAUAAUUUCUUAUCUCUUGGUUCAAUUUUCACGAUCGUCUGUAUGUCGAUCGACCGGUACAAACGGGUGUGUCGACCUUUACGACCGCAGAUGACCAAGCGCGUGAGUCUGUUCUCCUGUUUGGGAUGUCUGGUCGUGUCAUUUUUAUUUGCGUUGCCGAAUUUUGCCAUAAGUGGAAUCAGAAAAGUAACAUUAAAAUACAACAUCACUGGUUCAGACUGCUCUUUGUCAGAUCAAUUCGCGAAGACAAUAUACCCGAUUGCAUAUGGGGGUGUGUUGUUCAUCAUAUUUCUCAUAGUUAUCGUCCUUCUCAUUGUUGUGUACUCGCUAAUCGCUAGAAAGAUUUAUAAACACAGCAAGUUUCGUGAGCGUUUUCAAUCUUCCACAUACAGUGGUUCACUAACUCAAACAUCGUCAAUUUCUAAUCAUAGUAGAAAUCAGAGUAGUGAAAAAAACGGAAACAAAGAAAUGAGUUUACAAGAAGUUAAAUUUGUAAUGACGUCAUCAUCAGAAACACAAGAAUCUGAAACAACUUCUUCAAAUGGAACCACUAAACUAGGAACGGACGAAACUGAAGUGACGUCACCAGCAACGCAACCGGAAGUCACGAAAUCUACGACAAAGAACUUGGAUCGGUCCAUAAAGAAAAGUCCAACUAUACCGCAUGCUGAUAGGAAACGAACAGCAAAGAUAACGAGGAUAAGUUUUACGAUCAGUUUAGUGUUUGUUCUGAGUUAUCUCCCCCAUUUAGUACUCUCUUUGAUGACUGCAGUGAAGGGAGGAUUCGUCGCCAAACCAGGACCAAUCGUAUCGGCCGUACUUCCAAUUGUCACGCGCUCCAUAUUCAUCAACAACGUGGCCAAUCCUAUCAUCUAUGGCUUUCUAGAUCCAAAGUUUAGACAGAGCUGUAAAGAUGGAUUCAAAGCGGUGUUACAUACACGAUAAUCGUAUUCUCUUCAUUUCAGAAAUCGUUCUUUAUGUAGUGUGACACAAAACAGUCGAAAUUUCGACGGUACCUUCGGAUUUCAAGGCGGGGACAAAUAACGUUUAUAUUGUAUUGUCAAAUCAAAGCGAUGUAUUGUCUCUUCGUCAGCAAAAGGGGGAAUUGAAGGUAUUUACGAUAUAACCUGUGUUUUAACAUUUUUACUGAAUUCGUACAAACAUGUAGCACCCAGAGUCCACCAUGUCAAGCUUCUGCAAGACCAGUAGUCAAGGCUCUGUAAGACCAGUAGUCAAGCUUCUGUAAGACCAGUAGUCAAGGCUCUGUAAGACCAGUAGUCAAGCUUCUGUACGACCAGUAGUCAAGCUUCUGUACGACCAGUAGUCAAGGCUCUGUAAGACCAGUAGUCAGGCUUCAAGACAUUGAUGUCACUGAUCUCAGUUGUGGUGUCAGGAAGGUAUAAACUAUGAUAGACGGAAUUUAUAUUCGUGAACGUAUAUAAAGUUUGUAAGGAAUUAACGGACUCGUAGCAACAUGUUAUGUGAAGUGGAUGUACAACUCAUGACAAAAUAGAUACAUAAUGAGCUAUUAUCGUAUAGGAAAUUGUUUUUGGUUGGUUGAGAGUUCGUCUCCAUGGAAACCAACAUAUAUGUUAAUACAGAGUCUGUUGUGUUUACAAACCGUAUGUCUAUUCGGGUUCAUAAAUGUACAUAUAGUUAUAAACUCAGAAUGAAAGCAGUUCAAGUAAAUGUAGCGGGUGUCAUGCAAACAGUUUAAAGACUAUAAAUAAAAUGUUGGUAUCCACAUGUUCGUUUUGUUACAGUGUUUGUUGUCUUUGUAUGUGUUCUGUUGGUAUCCACAUGUUCGUUUUGUUACAGUGUUUGUUGUGUUUGUAUGUGUUCUGUUGGUAUCCACAUGUUCGUUUUGUUUCAGUGUUUGUUGUGUUUGUAUGUGUUCUGUUGGUAUCCACAUGUUCGUUUUGUUACAGUGUUUGUUGUGUUUGUAUGUGUUCUGUUGGUAUCCACAUGUUCGUUUUGUUACAGUGUUUGUAUGUCUUUGUAUGUGUUCUGUUGGUAUCCACAUGUUCGUUUUGUUACAGUGUUUGUUGUGUUUGUAUGUGUUCUGUUGGUAUCCACAUGUUCGUUUUGUUACAGUGUUUGUAUGUCUUUGUAUGUGUUCUGUUGGUAUCCACAUGUUCGUUUUGUUAGUGUUUGUGUUUGUAUGUGUUCUGUUGGUAUCCACAUGUUCGUUUUGUUACAGUGUUUGUUGUGUUUGUAUGUGUUCUGUUGGUAUCCACAUGUUCGUUUUGUUACAGUGUUUGUAUGUCUUUGUAUGUGUUCUGUUGGUAUCCACAUGUUCGUUUUGUUACAGUGUUUGUUGUGUUUGUAUGUGUUCUGUUGGUAUCCACAUGUUCGUUUUGUUACAGUGUUUGUUGUGUUUGUAUGUGUUCUGUUGGUAUCCACAUGUUCGUUUUGUUUCAGUGUUUGUUGUGUUUGUAUGUGUUCUGUUGGUAUCCACAUGUUCGUUUUGUUACAGUGUUUGUUGUGUUUGUAUGUGUUCUGUUGGUAUCCACAUGUUCGUUUUGUUACAGUGUUUGUUGUGUUUGUAUGUGUUCUGUUGGUAUCCACAUGUUCGUUUUGUUACAGUGUUUGUAUGUCUUUGUAUGUGUUCUGUUGGUAUCCACAUGUUCGUUUUGUUACAGUGUUUGUUGUGUUUGUAUGUGUUCUGUUGGUAUCCACAUGUUCGUUUUGUUACAGUGUUUGUUGUGUUUGUAUGUGUUCUGUUGGUAUCCACAUGUUCGUUUUGUUACAGUGUUUGUUGUGUUUGUAUGUGUUCUGUUGGUAUCCACAUGUUCGUUUUGUUACAGUGUUUGUAUGUCUUUGUAUGUGUUCUGUUGGUAUCCACAUGU